GUUGUAAACCUCAAUGUUUCUUGCCUUUCAUAUUAUGCUAGGAAUGUCCUAGCCUAGAUACCAUGGUAUUAUCAUACAAAAUUUAAUAUUUCAUUCGACAACGGUAAUUAAUUAUAUAGUGGAAAUGUUCCGCAACAUUUUUGCAAGGGCAAUAUUAUGCCCAAACCGGUCGUUCAAUUUACCGUCGGCUACCAUGUCCCAGUACGGACCACAAUUUGUACAGCCAGUGUUCAAAAAAGAAAAUAUCGCAGCUCUCGAGGAAAGUGGUGAGAUUGCCCAAAUAGCUCACGUCCCCGUUAAGGCUGCCAGAAACAAUGAUUCAUGUUCGGUCUUCCAUAAUGACCUGGUAAGCCAGUUUAUCAAUUAUGUAAUGAAGAAGGGAGAGAAACGGUUGGCCAGACAACUGGUAGAGAAGGGCUUUGAGAACAUCAAACGACUACAGCUGGAACGAUACCAUCUGGCAGAAACUGACGAAGAGAAAGAAAAAAUUGAGUUGAAUCCAAGGGUGUUGCUGGCGAGAGCGGUUGAAAAUAGUCGACCACUGUUGCAACUAACUCCGAUCAAGAGAGGUGGUGUAAGAUACCAAGUACCGGUGCCGAUUACAGAGAAGAGAUCAUACUUCCUAGCAAUGAAGUGGCUGUUGGAAGCUUGUCGCGAGAAGGAACGCACGGUACAUUUCCCGGAAAAGAUGGCUUGGGAAGUCCUGGAUGCAGCUGCAAAUCAGGGAAAGGUCAUCAAACGGAAGCAAGAAUUGCACCGUCAGUGUGAGGCCAAUCGCGCUUUCGCGCAUUACAGAUGGAGCUAAGAAUGCCUAGAAUUAUUUUUUUCUAUUGUAAGAAAUUAAAUAAACGAGGCAAUCGGUCUUUGGCCAUUUAAAACUGAUAA
This is a messenger RNA of Topomyia yanbarensis, 885 nucleotides long. RefSeq names its product small ribosomal subunit protein uS7m (gene mRpS7). Bases 125 to 805 code for a protein of 226 amino acids. The record is from RefSeq and is a predicted model, not a curated record. Gene Ontology annotation, cellular component: ribosome. Gene Ontology annotation, biological process: ribosomal small subunit assembly; translation. Gene Ontology annotation, molecular function: rRNA binding; mRNA binding; structural constituent of ribosome. The transcript is spliced from 2 exons. NCBI's taxonomy places the organism in Eukaryota, Metazoa, Arthropoda, Insecta, Diptera, Culicidae.